Mobula hypostoma (lesser devil ray) is the source of this 5198-nucleotide messenger RNA. It is a transcript of the gene ptpro, whose product is annotated as protein tyrosine phosphatase receptor type O. Lineage: Eukaryota; Metazoa; Chordata; Chondrichthyes; Myliobatiformes; Myliobatidae. The record is from RefSeq and is a predicted model, not a curated record. Gene Ontology annotation, molecular function: protein tyrosine phosphatase activity; cadherin binding; Wnt-protein binding. The coding region runs from base 30 to 3725 and encodes 1231 amino acids. Gene Ontology annotation, cellular component: plasma membrane; glutamatergic synapse; GABA-ergic synapse. The transcript has 27 exons. Gene Ontology annotation, biological process: negative regulation of canonical Wnt signaling pathway; podocyte differentiation; peptidyl-tyrosine dephosphorylation involved in inactivation of protein kinase activity.
CCCUUGCCAGAUUUCUCCAUCUUCAUUAAAUGCAUUGGGAUCUGCAGAGAGGAGCCGUUUGCUCAAUGGUGCUUUUUAUCACUUGUUUCCUUUUCGCCGUAAAGAGUGCUGUUGCAAUCUCUGCCACCGUUAGUGAUGACAACCAAAUCAUAGUGUCACUCCAGCCACCAGAUGUGACCAAUGGAUCCUCUUUGUAUUAUGUGAAGAUAACACAGUCUGUUAACCUGACUAGUUAUAAACUCCAGUUCGAGGACUUCAACCAUACGCUCCCUCCUCCUGUAGUCUUCAAUGCUUCUUACCAUGGGAUCUACUACUUGGUUACUCUCCUGAUCGGAAGCUCGCAAUCAACUGCUAAGCCAGUACAUUUGGUUGCUGUAUUAACAAAACCUCUUCCUGUCAACAGUGUGGCAAUAUAUGACUACAAGCAGUCGCCACAAACUGGAGUCCUAUUUGAUAUUCAAUAUCCAAAGCAGGCCACCAACUUUUUCUCAAGGUUAAAAUUAAGCUACUUUGAAGGCAACCAUUACCGAUCAUCCCUCCACAAAGACUUUCUGAAAGGCAAAUUGAUUUUCAACACUUGGCUGCCAGGGACAUGUUACAGUAACAUCACAUUGCAGCUGGUGGCCGAGGCCAACGUCAACAGAAUUCCAUUAAUGGAGUACAGUGCUGUUGGUCAUGAACCAAAACAUCAUCGAACAGUUCCCUAUCCCCCAGGCAAUGUGUCAAUGAAGAUUGUGUAUGGAAGAAGCCAAUUUAACAGUGAAAGUCAUGCAGGUCAUGAACAAUUUUCACUCAACGCUAACAAAGUGGUGGUUGAGGGAAGAAAUAUAAUCGAUACUGAGGUCAGUGAUCUCACAACUACCGAACCAGUCAGUAAGGGAGAUCAUAAAUCAUCCGGUGAAGGUGGCAGCAGAAGAAUUUCUAAUUGGGCACAGGAGUUCCGGCUGGACAGUAAAGAGGCCUCGGCAAGUGGAGGUGAUUACUUAGAUGUAAUGAACAUCACAGAAGUGGACGCACAACAUGUUACAUACACGACUACAGAGCCCGAGAGUUCUGUUGCCAGUCCAAAGACUGUUUGGCUUGUGCUUGAAUGGUUCCCUCCAAAGCCACCUACAGCCUAUGAUGGGUUCAACAUUUAUAUCCAAAGGGAAGGGCACCCCACUGACGUUUACAGAGUGGAAAAUAGCAGUUACCUGUUCGAGGUGCAGCUCAGAGAGCCAGGGAAGUACAUUGUAAAUGUGACAACAGUCAGUUCCUUUGGUACCUGUCCGACUAGAGAGGGUUCUUCCAAGAGACCCCUGACAUUCUACCUAAGUUCUUCCGGGAAAUGGUUUAAGGAGGUCACUGAAGCUCCUCAAAAUGUUUAUGUGAAGGUGCUGAACUCUAUCACUGCCCUUGUAUUCUGGACUCAGUCGCAAGAAAGCAACUAUGACUGUAUUGUCUCGGUCCUCUCUCUCUCUUGUCAGCAGCAAACAGAAGGGCAAAGAAUUGAAUCUCUUUAUUGCUCAAAGGUAAACCUGAGUGGUAACAUCAUUGAAAAUCUUAUGCCUGGAGCACACUACCAGGUGGUGGUCUAUCUGAAGAAUGGUCCAUCAGUAGGCCCUCCGUCUUUCCCGGUUACGUUCAGCUUGAGCCCACCAGGAGUGAAGAAGCUCCAACUGUAUCCACUGGGGCCCACGGCAGUGGUGCUGAGCUGGAGCAGGCCGCAUGCUGUGGUCUUCAAGAAGUACCUUGUGGAAAUGUACCAUCACAACCCAAAAAAUCGGAAGUCAAAAUGGAAAACCAUUCAAGAUAUUCCAUUCACAAGUGCCUUAACAACCUCAAUGAUCGUGACUGACCUGCGACCGGCCUCGCGCUACGUGUUCCGUGUAAUGAUGGUGUCGUGGGGAGAGCCUGAACGCAGUUGCUGUGACAGACCAUUAGCACGCUAUAUAACAGCACCACUGGCUCCAGAGAUUACGUGGCUGGAGUAUUCCAAGGAUGUAUUAUCUGUCAGCUGGAAGUAUGGGAACGCUACAACAGGAACAUCGGAUUCAACCCUCGCAUACUGGCUGGUCAUCGCUGUUGGACGAAGGAUCAUUAAGAAAAGUGUGCCACCCAGUGUAAUGACAACCCUGCUUCGACUGCCUCCCGGGGACAUAUACAACAUUACUGUUGUAGCCUAUACAGAAGGAAGCAGCAAUUCAUCCAUUCCACGAAUAAUUCAACUCCAGCCUGCUUCUCCCAAGUCACUCUUCACUGUGAACAGAACGCGGUCGUCUGUGACCCUCCUGUGGGUCGAGGAAGGGGUCACUGAUCAUUACAGGGUCAUUUGUAAACAGGUGGGAUCAAAGAAGGAAGCAAAGAAAGAAGAGGCCACAGUGUACACACCCAUUGUUACACUCUCCAAUCUCGUCCCAUCGACCUCCUACAACUGCAGCGUGACCAGUGUCAGCUACGAACAUUACAGUGCUCCAGUAUUCAUCACCGUCUCAACAGUUGCAGACGUCAGUUCGAACAUGGUGGUGAUUUCUGUCUUGGCAAUUCUAAGUAUCCUGCUGAUAGGACUGCUGCUGAUCACACUCUUUAUUCUUCGACGUAAACACUUGCAACAUGCCAGGAAUUGUGGAGCAGGAAUAUUUGUCAACUUUGCCACUCUGGAGAGAGACGGGAAGUUGCCUUUUAACUGGCGUAGAAGUAUUUUUGCUGUUCUUGCACUGCUCCCAUCAUGCUUUUGGACUGACUAUCUUUUGGCCUUUGGUAUUAACCCUUGGAAUAAAUACGCACUGAAGAAGAGGAAACUAGCCAACCCAGUUCAACUGGAUGAUUUUGAAAUGUAUCUGAAGGAAAUGGCAAAAGACUCGGAUUACAAAUUCUCUCUGCAGUUUGAGGAUCUAAAGCUGGUUGGUCAAGAUAUAUCCCAUGAUGCAGCUGAAUUACCAGUCAAUCGAUGUAAAAAUCGGUACACUAACAUACUGCCAUAUGACUUCAGCCGAGUCAAAUUAACUUCUCUGCAGUGUGAAGACGAGUCAGACUACAUCAAUGCUAAUUAUGUUCCUGGAUUUAAUUCUACCCGAGAGUAUAUUGCAACACAAGGACCCUUGGCAGAGACAAGAAAUGAUUUUUGGAAGAUGGUAAUUCAACAGAAGUCGGGCAUCAUUGUUAUGCUCACACAAUGUAAUGAGAGGAGACGGAUAAAAUGUGACCAUUAUUGGCCAUUUAACAAACAGCCUGUCAGCUAUGGAGACAUCACCGUCGAAAUGGUUUUUGAAUCGGAGCAGUCUGACGAGUCAGAAGAUAGUCUUCAGUCUGAGUGGAUCAUAAGAGAAUUCAAUGUCAGCUAUGCAGAUGAGGUUCGGAAAGUGGUUCACUAUAAUUACAUGGCAUGGCCUGAUCAUGGUGUCCCCACAGCAGAUGCAGCUGAGACCAUCUUACAUUUUGUCCAGUUGGUCCGGCAGCAAACAGUGGAGAGACCCGGACCUCUAAUUGUUCAUUGUAGUGCUGGAGUGGGAAGAACGGGAACCUUUAUAGCUCUCGAUCGCCUUAUGCAGCACAUUCAAGAGCACGAGUAUGUAGAUAUUCUGGGCUUGGUGGCUGAGAUGCGAACUUACAGAACAUCAAUGGUUCAGACAGAGGAGCAGUAUGUUUUCAUUCACCGUUGUGUGCAGCUGAUGUGGAAAAAGAGAAAGCAACAGUACAAUAGCAGUGAUGUGAUUUAUGAGAAUUCUAGACCAUCCCAGUUAUGAGACUUGCAGGAUACAAAACCUUACAGUACAGUUCUUUUCCUGAGUUUUGGAUAUCCUGUGCUUUGAUCUGACCAGAGGAUGACUCCUAGCAAGGGAAAGAUUAAACAUGUGAAAACAAAUGCUCUGGAACAAUGCCUUAAAGUACCUGUAGUGUCUUUGAACUGUUUCCACCAAUGAAAAUUCAGUGUGGGACCAACCUCAUUGGGAAAGGUUUAAAGUAGGUACAAGUGACAUCUGCAUGAGGAAGGAAAGGAAGAAUGAAGCAUAUUGCAUUUCAUUGCUCUUGUUCCAUGACUGCACAAGAUCUCCACUAAAACUCCAUUUCCUGGAAUCGUCUAGCCAUUUUUUUUUACAAACCAAAAAAAGGAUUUUAAAUAAUACUGCGAGGGAUUAAUGAAGAUGACAUUUAAAGAUUGUACAAGUACAAUAGAAAAUGUUUGCAUUGAAGGUAGAGCUGGGAAUAGGAAGAUUUGUCAUUUUUGGCAGAUCUAAUAAGUAUUCCUCAAAAAUGCACAGGCUGUUUAAUAUUGAUGUUGUGUAAUACAUUAAUGUGUCUGGCAGUUUUUGUUGUGUCGCAGAUGAGUAAAAUUCAUUUUCAUGUGGCAGAUUUAAUUGCAAAAAUGACUAAUUGUAACUUUAGCACACUCAAAAUUUCCUGGCACUAAAAGGAGUGGAGAGAAGUCGCAAGGUGUGCGCAUGUACAAUUGGAGCUCCACAGUUUUCAGGACGCCAAGAGCAAAAAAUAAAUAAAUAAAAAUGUGUAUGGGUAUACAUGUUGGGUAAAAAUAGUCCUGGAAAAGUACAGGUACUUAAGCCUACCAUAAAAAUCCAAUGCAAAUCGGUCAGUACCCCACAAGCUGGUGGAGAUUACACUGGAUCAACACCAUGUUCCCAGAAAGGUCAGGGAGCUCAUCAUGAACUACUAUGGGAACUUCAGACUGAGAGUUACUUCUGGAGCUAUGACAUCAGGCUGGCAUAGGCUGGAGAAGGGGAUUAUAACGGUGCACAAUCUCCGUUACUCUCUUUGCCCUUGUCAUGAAUACGAUAGUCAAGGCAGCUGAGGCAGAGCGUUGAGGUCUGCUGACCAAGUCUGGUGUUCAGUAGCCCCCAAUCAGAUCUUUUAUAGAUGACCUCAUUGUCACGACAGCAUCAGUUCCUGGCAGCAGGUGGAUCCUCCAGGGCCUGGAAAAGCUCAUUAUAUGGGCAAGGAUGAGCUUCAAACCAGCUGAAUCCAGGUCCCUGGUGUUGAAGAAAGGAAAAGUGGUGGACAAGUUUUGUUUUACCUUGGAUGGCACUACAAUUCCAUCUAUCACCGAGAAGCCAGUCAAGAGCUUGGGGAAGGUCUUGGACUGUAGGCUCAGAGUGCAGCUGCUGUCCGAUCAGCUUCCAAGGCGCUUGAGAGCUGGUGGACAAGUCAGGCCUACCUGGAAGGUUCAAAGCCUGGAUUUACCAGUAUGGCAUCCUACCCUGAAU